UUUUUUUUUUAUCUCUCUUUAUACAAAAUAAAAAAAAUGUCUAGAACUGCCCCACCUCCAACUCUUGAUUUUAAUAUCAACGCUGAGCAAGUUGAAAAGUUAACAAGUGAUAUUAUUGAACAAGAACUUGCUGUUAAUGAUAAAGUGGCUAGUUUAAAGCCUGAAGAGCAGACCUAUGAAAACAUUGUUUUACCUUUAACUCGUAUUGAAAAUGAAUUGUCUGGCAAAGCACAAUUAGUCAGCUCAUUGAGUCAAUUUUCACCCGAUGCAGCCGUUCGUGAAGCAUCAGUCGCUGCAGAAACUAAGUAUGAACAGUUUAGUAUUGAUCAAAGUAUGCGACAUGACCUCUAUUCUGUCAUUUCAAACUACAUUUCAAAAACUGAUCUCGAUAAACUGGAGCAUGAAGACGCCCGUUUUCUUCGUAAGCUUGAACGUAACUAUCGUCGUAAUGGUCUUCAUCUUCCUGAAGCAAAGCGUGAUGAAUUCAAGGAAAUUCGUAAGCGCUUAAGUGAGACUUGUAUUGAAUUCAAUAAGAACUGGGCUCGUGAAAGUAGCACUGUUAAAUUCACUAAGGAUGAAUUAGAGGGACUUGAUGAAGACUUUUUAAAUGGGUUAAAGACUGAAGAAGAAGAUGGUGUAACCAAAUAUGUUUUGACCAUGAAAUAUCCUGAUGUUCGUCCUGUUCUCAAGUUAUGUAAGAAUGAAAAUACACGUAGAGUACAUUAUACCGCAUAUGAAUCACGUAAUAAAGAAAAUAUUGUUUUGCUUGAAGAGGCUCUUAAACUUCGCCGUAAGGCUGCUAAGAUUCUGGGCUACAAGUCUCAUGCUGAUUUUGUCAUUGAAGUUAAAAUGGCCAAGACUGUUGAAGCUGUCGAAACUUUCUUGAAUGAUUUGGCCACAAAAUUACAUGAGCCAGGCUUGAAGGAAAUUGAAGUACUUAAAGAACUCAAAAAGGCUGAAAAAGCUUCUCGUGGUGAGGAGUAUGAUGGAACCUUUAAUGCUUGGGAUACAAGCUAUUAUGAACGUAUUCUUCUCGAAAAUGAAUACGCUGUGGAUCAAGAGAAAAUCAAACAAUAUUUUAGCUUAGAAACUACAAUUCAAAAAAUGUUGGAAAUCUAUGAAAAGGUUUUAGGCCUUAAAUUUGUAAAAGUGCCUACUGAAAAGGCUGUUGUUUGGCAUCCUGAUGUUCAAUUGUUUGAAUGUUGGGAUGAUGUUGAAGACAAGAGCUUUUCAGGAUAUAUGUAUCUUGAUUUAUUCCCUCGUGAUAACAAAUAUCCUCAUGCCGCUUGUUUCCCACUUCAACCCUCCUAUAUCGCUGAAAAUGGAGAACGUGUUGCUCCUAUUGCUGCUAUGGUAGCUAACUUUACUAAGCCUACUGCAGAGAAGCCAUCUUUGUUAAAACAUGAUGAAGUUGUUACUUUAUUCCAUGAAUUGGGUCAUGUCAUGCAUCAUUUAUGUUCUCGUACAAAGUAUGCAAGAUUCCACGGCACUUCAGUUGAAGGUGAUUUCGUUGAGGCUCCUUCUCAGAUGUUAGAAAAUUGGUGUUAUGAUCCCAAAUCACUCAAGUAUCUUAGUGCACAUUUCGAAACUGGAGAACCUAUUUCUGAUGAAAUUAUUGAGCGUAUUGUUAAAGCUAAGAAUGUGGAUGCUGCUAUGCUUAAUCUUCGUCAAUUAUUCUUUGGUAUCUAUGAUAUGACAAUCCAUACCGCUGAAGAUGAAAAUGUGGAUACAACCAAGGUUUAUAACGACCUCCGAAAGAAGAUUUCAUUGAUUUCUGCUCCUGAGGGCACUUACGGUCAAGCAGCAUUUGGUCAUUUAAUGGGUGGUUAUGAUGCUGGUUAUUAUGGCUAUAUGUGGUCUAAAGUUUUCUCCAGUGAUAUGUUCUUCAGUAAGUUCGUAGAAGACACACUCUCUCCUGAAGUAGGUUACUCUUAUCGUAAGAACAUUCUUGAAAAGGGCAGUAGCAAAGAUGGUAUGGAUCUCUUGAAAGCCUUCCUUGGUAGAGAGCCUUCCUCUGACGCCUUCAUGAGAGAAGAUAUUGGUAUUGAUAAUUAGAUGGUUAGUUUUUUAAGUUACUUGUGCGUUUUUUUUUCUCUCUCUCUUUAAAUAAAACUUUAUGUACAUGUACAAAGAUAAAAUAU
Molecule: messenger RNA, 2141 nt
Organism: Cokeromyces recurvatus
Lineage: Eukaryota; Fungi; Mucoromycota; Mucoromycetes; Mucorales; Mucoraceae
Exons: 23
Coding region: 37-2055 (672 amino acids)
Biological process (GO): proteolysis; peptide metabolic process
Cellular component (GO): mitochondrial intermembrane space
Molecular function (GO): metalloendopeptidase activity
Source: RefSeq, a predicted model, not a curated record